CCAGUGUGUGGCGAGUCUGGAACAACCCAGGGAGCUCAGUGAACGUUCAUAAUAGGUACUGGAGAGCGGAGAGCAGAGCGAUGAGCGGAAGGCUUUGGAAAUCCCGGCUUCGGCUGCUACCUGCUACCGAACUGAAUUUAAAAAUGUUGACUCGAAUUCUUCACCCUUUGGUCAGCAACCUUCCUGCCACUUCAGUGGGUUUUCUUUCCUGCAUAGCACAGCGGUUCCCAGGUGUGAGGACGCCGGGGACCCCGGCCGGGAGCAGCGCCGCCUCGGGGCUGCCGCGGGUGGCGCCGCUGCUGAGCUCGGUGCCCGCGACGCCGCGCUCCGUCCCGGCCCGCGUCCGCGGAAGCCUGCCCCGCUGGCUGCGCGGCUCGCUCCUCCGAGUCGGACCUGGCAAGUUUGAGUUCGGGGAGGACAGGUAUAAUCACUGGUUUGAUGGAAUGGCUUUGCUUCACCAGUUCAGGAUAGAGAAUGGUUCAGUUACAUACAGGAGCAAGUUUCUGCAGAGUGAUACUUAUAAGGCCAACAGUGCUCAGAAUCGAAUUGUGAUUUCAGAGUUUGGCACACUGGCUCUUCCCGACCCAUGCAAGAAUAUUUUUGAACGUUUCAUGUCAAAGUUUGAGAUGACUGCCAUGACUGACAACACCAAUGUCAACUAUGUGCGGUACAAGGGUGAUUACUAUAUGAGCACUGAGACCAAUUUGAUGAAUAAAGUGGACAUCGAAACUCUGGAAAGAACAGAAAAGGUAGAUUGGAGCAAAUUUAUUGCUGUAAAUGGAGCAACUGCACAUCCUCAUUAUGACCCAGACGGAACAGCAUACAAUAUGGGGAACUCCUAUGGCUCACAAGGUUCCUGUUACAAUGUUAUUCGGGUUCCUCCAGAGAAGGUGGACCUUGGGGAGACAAUCCACGGAGCCCAGGUGAUAUGUUCUAUUGCUCCUACAGAGAGAAUGAAACCUUCCUACUACCAUAGCUUCGGGAUGACGAAGAACUAUAUAAUCUUCAUUGAGCAGCCUCUCAAGAUAAACCUGUGGAAAAUUAUCACUUCUAAAAUUCGGGGAAAGGCUUUCUCAGAUGGGAUAAGCUGGGAACCCCAGUAUAAUACAAGAUUUCAUGUGGUGGAUAAACGUACUGGACAGCUUCUCCCAGGGAUGUAUUACAGCAAACCUUUCAUUAGUUUUCAUCAAAUCAAUGCUUUUGAGGACCAGGGCUGUAUUGUAAUUGAUUUGUGUUGUCAAGAUGAUGGAAGAGUCAUAGAUGCUUACCAACUACAGAACCUCAGAAAAGCCGGGGAAGAGCUUGAUCAGGUCUAUAGGUCAGUGGCCAGGUCUUUUCCUCGAAGGUUUGUUUUGCCCCUAGAUGUCACUGUGAAUACUCCUGAAGGAGAGACUCUCAGUCCGCUGUCCUAUUCUUCAGCCAGCGCUGUGAAGCAGGCUGAUGGGAAGAUCUGGUGUACCCAUGAGAAUCUACAUGGUGAAGACCUGGAAGAGCAAGGAGGCAUUGAAUUUCCCCAGAUCAACUAUGGCCAAUUCAGUGGCAAAAAAUACCGUGUCUUUUAUGGCUGUGGCUUUCGGCAUUUGGUGGGGGAUUCUCUCAUCAAGGUUGAUGUGGUGAACAAGACACUCAAGGUGUGGAGAGAAGAUGGCUUUUAUCCUUCAGAGCCUGUUUUUGUUCCGGUACCAGGAACAAAUGCAGAAGAUGGUGGAGUUAUUCUCUCUGUGGUGGUCACUGCCAACCAGAAGGACAGCAAUUUUCUCCUCGUCUUGGACGCCAGGACCUUUGAAGAGCUGGGCCGAGCAGAGGUUCCUGUGCCAAUGCCUUACGGGUUCCAUGGCACAUUUGUCCCCAUGUGAUAAGACAAGCAAGGGUCCAGGGUCUAGGUUUAAAACGUGCAUGCUCUGCAAGGAAGAGCACAAAAGGACACCCCUGCUUCUCACAUCAUAGAUACUUGGUUUAAAAAUUUCUGUUAAAAAUAGAACUUGUGAGAUAACUGUGGCUUUUGAUUUUCCUUCUUCCUGUUUAUUCCCGGACCCUGAGGCCUCCUGUGUGCUAGGUACUCUCUCACUCAGCCACACCCCUUUGCCUGAGUGAUUUGUACAGCUUUACUUUAAUAUUAUUAAGCAAAUGUUGAUACAAUAUUUUGAAGACAUGUAUGUUUAUUAGAUGUAUUUUCCUCUAUGUAAUAAUAAGAAUACAUACAAGAAAAGAUAGAAUGGGGUAGAAAGAGAGACUCAUCAGAUAGGUGAGUGACAGAGGUUCUGGAAGAAGAUGUACCAAUGGCAUAGGCAGGUUGAGAAUCUAGAUCAGAAAAGUUCUUUCUUCCGUCACAUCCUGCUUGUUUCCUUUGGUCUAAAGUACUCAGUGGGCAGGAACCCAGCUCUGUCGUGCUUGGAGGCCUUCUCUGCCUUUUCUGUUUCUGUGUUGUCUACAGAGGAUGCUACUGCAGUUGCCUGACAUGCCCAUGGAAUAUUUGCUACAAUCCCCACCUCUCUCUCAGCUCAGCUUUUGAAGAUGGUGGUUUUGGGGGUAUCACUAAAAUCUCAGGCAUUUCUUCAAACCGCCAGGCGCACUGUUCUCCAGGGAUGGGUGAAAAGCCGGUGGCUCUUCAUUUAGUUGAGCAACAGGUGGCACUAAAGACCAUAUAAUCUCCACAUUUCUAAACACGAGUUUUUAUCAAGUCUUACACAGCCCAGUGAGUCACACCCUUGACAAUACCUUCGAAAUCGUGGUUCCCUUUUCCUUCAGUGACUCACAAAACUCACUUGCUAAACUCCAGUCUUCAGCCAGUCUUCAGCCAGAGGCCCAUGUUCCCUCUGCAUGUUGACUGUUGCUAAGGAAGGUACCCAAACAUGUAAUUUGGGACACUUAGGAACUCAUGGCUAGGUUUCCUUGCACAUCCUGGACCAACAUAGUCAGUUUCUUCUUAAUUUUUCCUUAAGAGAUAUUUUAAACUUUAUAACGCCAUCCUCUUCAGUGACAUGUUCUAGCCAUAUAAACGCCUUGUGUUGGGGCUUGCACUGUGGUAAUCAAGUAAAAAGGGGUCACUUGGCCUUGCUGCUUCUGCUACUAUUUGCUGCUGCCCACCUACCCUGCAAUGACCUCUUUGUCCUCUGUGAUGCUCCUUUGCCAUGCAACUGUGCCUCAGCACCAGCUGACAUGGAUGAAAACCUCUACAAACUAACAAGUCGAACGAGAAGAGCUCUGCUUGGCUCCAAUCCCUGAGAAAAGAAAAAAAAAAAAAAAAAAAAAAAAAACUGAAAA
Molecule: messenger RNA, 3264 nt
Organism: Cavia porcellus (domestic guinea pig)
Lineage: Eukaryota; Metazoa; Chordata; Mammalia; Rodentia; Caviidae
Gene: Bco2
Product: beta-carotene oxygenase 2
Exons: 12
Coding region: 81-1856 (591 amino acids)
Biological process (GO): retinal metabolic process; carotene catabolic process
Cellular component (GO): mitochondrion
Molecular function (GO): carotenoid dioxygenase activity; beta-carotene 15,15'-dioxygenase activity
Source: RefSeq, a predicted model, not a curated record